AUGGAAGAUCCGAAUUAUCAAAUUGGAUUUGUUUUGCUACCUGAUAUAUACGGAGUUCGUGAGCAUGCUAUGAGUGGUGCUAUGAAUGGUUUGACUGCAUAUGGCGGUAUAAUUCCAUUUGGCGGGACAUUUUUGAAUUUCAUUAGUUAUGGUUUGGGUUCUGUAAGAUUAUCUGCUCUUUCCUCCUUCCGUGUACUUUAUAUCGUGACUCAUGAUUCUAUUGGUUUAGGUGACCUUCGUGCAUUACCAAAUAUAUUAAUAAUACGCCCUGCAGAUGGUAAUGAAGUUUCAGGUGCUUAUUUAGCUGCAAUACAAAGAUCAAAUUGUCCAUCAGUACUAGUUCUUUCUCGUCACAGUAUUCCUCAAUUGGAAGAUACUUCAGUUGAAAAAGUUCUUAAAGGCGGAUAUGUCUUGAAAGAAUGUGACAAUGCGCAAAUCACUUUAGUUGCAACGGGAUCAGAAGUAUCACUUAUCGUUGACACAGCCAAAUUACUAGAAAAAGAUCAAAUCAAUACUCGUAUUGUAUCUUUACCAUCGUUUGAAUUAUUUGAAGAACAAACUAAGGAAUACCAAUGGUCAGUUCUACCUGAUGGUAUUCCUAUAUUAAGUGUUGGGGCACUUUCUACAUUUGGUUGGACCAAAUAUGCUCAUGUAAAUUUUGGUAUGAAAUCAUUUGGCUCUUCUGGGCCUUAUAAAGAAGUUUUCAAAAAAUACGGCUUUGUGCCAGAAAAAAUUGCAACUAUGGCAAAACAAACUAUAGAUUUCUAUAAAAAUAACCAUAUUCCCUCUGUAAUUGAUAAACCUUUGAUUUAG
This is a messenger RNA of Entrophospora sp. SA101, 813 nucleotides long. NCBI's taxonomy places the organism in Eukaryota, Fungi, Glomeromycota, Glomeromycetes, Entrophosporales, Entrophosporaceae. The record is from the annotation of a GenBank genome assembly.